AUGUGUGGGUUCCAGAGAAGAGGGGUAUUUGACAUUCUAUCUGUGCCGCUCAUAGUGGCGUUGAUGAGCUGUGCGCAGAGCGCCAACGAACCCGGUAAUAUGUCUUUCGUAAAGGAGACGGUGGACAGACUGUUAAAGGGCUAUGAUAUCCGCCUUCGACCAAACUUUGGAGGCGCACCGGUUUCUGUUGGCAUGAGUUUAGAUGUGGCAAACAUCGACAUGGUGUCAGAGGUCAACAUGGACUACACGCUGACCAUGUACUUCCAGCAGUACUGGAGGGACAAGAGGCUGGCAUACGCUGGGAUCCCCCUGAACCUGACGCUGGAUAACCGGGUCGCCGACCAGCUCUGGGUCCCCGACACCUACUUCCUCAACGAUAAGAAGUCCUUUGUGCAUGGGGUCACCGUGAAGAACCGUAUGAUCCGGCUGCAUCCGGACGGCACCGUGCUCUACGGACUGAGGAUCACAACGACGGCUGCCUGUAUGAUGGACCUGAGGAGAUACCCACUGGACGAACAGAACUGCACCCUGGAGAUAGAGAGCUAUGGCUACACCACAGAUGACAUCGAGUUCUACUGGAAAGGGGGGGAGAAUGCUGUGACAGGAGUGACCCGUAUCCAGCUGCCUCAGUUCUCCAUCGUGGACUACAAACUGGUUUCCAGAAAUGUGGUCUUUUCCACAGGUGCCUACCCACGUCUGUCUCUGAGCUUCAAGCUAAAGAGGAACAUCGGCUACUUCAUCCUGCAGACGUACAUGCCCUCCAUCCUGAUCACCAUCCUGUCCUGGGUCUCCUUCUGGAUCAACUACGAUGCCUCUGCUGCCAGAGUGGCUUUGGGUAUCACCACGGUGCUGACCAUGACCACCAUCAACACCCAUCUGAGAGAGACGCUCCCUAAGAUCCCCUACGUCAAGGCCAUAGACAUGUACCUGAUGACCUGCUUUGUGUUCGUCUUCCUGGCCCUGCUGGAGUACGCCUUCGUCAACUAUAUCUUCUUCGGACGGGGCUAUCAGAUGCAGAAGAAGUUGGCAGAGAAAGCAGAGAAGGUCAACAAUGACAGGGCGGCCAAGUUCGACGGCAACAGGGUUGACUCUCAGGGCAACAUCCUCCUGACAACCCUGGAGAUCCACAACGAAGUUGGCGCCGGCAACGAGAUCACAACCAGCAUCACCGAGACAACCACACGGAACUCCUCCUCCAUGAUAUUCAACCAACCAGGCCUCCAGUACCGAAAACCGAGCGCUCUGAAUGGCCGGGAGAGAAACGCCCACGUGAAGAAGACACGGCUACGCAGGCGGUCCUCUCAACUCAGAAUCAAAAUCCCCAACCUGACGGACGUGAACUCCAUCGACAGAUGGUCACGGGUUGUCUUCCCCUUCACCUUUACCCUCUUCAACUUCAUCUACUGGCUUUACUACGUGAACUAG
Molecule: messenger RNA, 1425 nt
Organism: Salvelinus namaycush (lake trout)
Lineage: Eukaryota; Metazoa; Chordata; Actinopteri; Salmoniformes; Salmonidae
Product: gamma-aminobutyric acid receptor subunit beta-3-like
Exons: 9
Coding region: 1-1425 (474 amino acids)
Biological process (GO): nervous system process; monoatomic ion transmembrane transport; regulation of membrane potential
Cellular component (GO): synapse; membrane; neuron projection
Molecular function (GO): GABA-A receptor activity; neurotransmitter receptor activity; extracellular ligand-gated monoatomic ion channel activity
Source: RefSeq, a predicted model, not a curated record